AUGGAGGAAAUGGUAAUUGAAAGGCGGGAAGGGGUUUUUGAAGAGAAACAAAUUUUGAGGGGGAUUUUUGAGUACAACAUCGGCGCUGGUCGCUUCAACAUCGGGGCUGCGCUUCGACAUCGACGCUGGUCGCUCGCUUCGAUAUCGACGCUGGUCGCUCGCUUCGACAUCGACGCUGGUCGCUCGCUUCGACAUCGACUCUGGUCGCUCGCUUCGACAUCGACGCUGGUCGCUCGCUUCGAAAUCGACGCUGGUCCCUCGCAAAUCGACGCUGCUCCCUUCCAAAUCGACGCUGCUCCCUUCCAAAUCGACGCUGGUCGCUUACAAUGGACUACACGA
Mesorhabditis belari is the source of this 339-nucleotide messenger RNA. NCBI's taxonomy places the organism in Eukaryota, Metazoa, Nematoda, Chromadorea, Rhabditida, Rhabditidae. The record is from the annotation of a GenBank genome assembly.